Molecule: messenger RNA, 1968 nt
Organism: Podospora pseudocomata
Lineage: Eukaryota; Fungi; Ascomycota; Sordariomycetes; Sordariales; Podosporaceae
Exons: 1
Coding region: 1-1968 (655 amino acids)
Source: RefSeq, a predicted model, not a curated record
AUGAAUAACACCGAGAUCCAAUCCAACGCCGACAUGGGUGGUCAAUCCGAGGCGGUCGAACCGCUCCUGGGUACCCCCGGGGGUAAACAACGACAGCAGCAAGAAAAGAUACAUCAGGCCUCCACGCUCCUCCCUUUCAAGGCCCGUCUCUUCCUCCUUCUCGUUUCUCUCGUUGUUUGUAUUUUCACCUUGCAAAACGCAAUACACGACCUCGAAGCUCUCGGGAAGAUCAGCAACAUGCUUGCGUCCGUUGACGAGCUGCUCGCUCUUGUUUUGACACUUCUCUGGGUUCAGCAGAGUUGUGCUGCGCCUUCUUGUUCAAACGGAGGAGGCAAAAAAUUCCCUUCACUUCUCAACGCGGAGAUUCCGGAUUUGAUCAAGGGGUUGGAUUCGGGUCUAUUUACUACGGUUGACUUGGUGAACGCUUACAUCGCACGGAUCAACGAGGUUAAUUCGACACUCAAGGCGGUCACACAGAUUAAUCCCGAUGCCUUGUCCAUUGCGGCAGACCUGGACGCUGCUCGGGCGGCGGGCGACAAAAAGGGACCUCUUCACGGUAUCCCGAUUCUAUUGAAGGAUAGUAUUGGGACUUUUGACAAGAUGGAAAAUACCGCCGGGUCAUACGCCCUUGUUGGAGCAAAAGUGCCAGAGGACAGCACCGUGGUGGCCAAACUCCGGAAAGCAGGUGCGGUGAUACUGGGGAAAGCCAACAUGUCCCAAUGGGCCAACUUUAGAAGUUUCAACUCGAGCAAUGGGUGGUCUUCGACCGGUGGGCAAACAGAAGGGGCUUAUUUCCCAAAACAAGAUCCCGUCGGUUCCUCCUCCGGCAGCGGUGUGGCCAUUUCCAUUGGUUUGGCAGCUGCCUCCCUGGGGACUGAAACCCAUGGUUCAAUCAUCGCCCCGGCCCAGAUGAACAACCUUGUUGGCAUCAAGCCGACUGUAGGCCUGACCUCCCGCCACCUUGUCGUGCCUAUCAGUGAACGCCAGGACACCAUAGGGCCCAUGGCCAGGACGGUCAAGGACGCCGCAUACCUCCUCGCUGCCAUAGCCGGAAAAGACUCAAAAGACAAUUACACGAGUUCUAUUCCCUUCGAAACGCUCCCUGAUUACGUCUCCGCCUGCCAACUCGGCUCCUUGUCAGGUAAACGAAUCGGCAUUCCAAGAAAUCUGAUCCCAAGCCCUCUGCCGCAAUCAUUCCAAUACAUUGUCUCGAGUUUCAACACCGCCCUUGGCGUCCUGAGAGAAGCCAACGCAACGAUAAUCGACGACCUGUACUUGCCCGGUCAGGUCCUGAUGAACCUCGGCCCAUAUCAAAUGCAUGUCGUAAACGCCGAAUUCAUCUCCGCACUCCCAAGAUACUUUGCCUCGUUGACCAGCAAUCCAGCCAAUCUCACCGACCUUCAAUCUCUGAUAAACUGGACAAAAUCUCACGGACACCUGGAGCACUAUCCCGACCGAGAUGUCGCUCGCUGGGAGGGUGUUUUGACCAAUACCGGCCACGGAAACGACUCGCCUUACUUCUGGGGUAAUUACUCUGCCCAGAUCUAUGCCGCUGGCCCGCAGGGAAUUUUGGGAGCGCUCAAAAACCAUUCGUUGGACGCCUUGGUUAUCCCGACCUGGUGGUCCGCUACCAUGCCGGCGAUGCUGGGAACUCCAGUUGUGACGGUGCCGAUGGGGAAACUGCCGAAUGAUGGAAGUGUGGUUGAGGAAAAGGACCAACGUGGAGAUUUGGUGCGUUGGGCAGGGAAUUUGCCCUUUGGUAUCAGUUUUGUUGGUGAGGGUUUCAGCGAGGAGAAACUGAUUGGGCUGGCGUAUGAUUUUGAGCAAAAGACGAAGGUGAGGGAGACGGUGAAGCCGUAUGUCAAGCCCAAGACGGAGUUGAGAGAUGUGGUUGCAGAAAGGGUGCAAAAACAAAUUGCCAAAAUCGCUGGGAAGUGGAGUAAAGAUGCUGCCGAUGGGGUGUUUUGA